Enterobius vermicularis (human pinworm) is the source of this 804-nucleotide messenger RNA. The record is from the annotation of a GenBank genome assembly. NCBI's taxonomy places the organism in Eukaryota, Metazoa, Nematoda, Chromadorea, Rhabditida, Oxyuridae.
UAUAAUCCUUCAACCUCAGAUGUGAUGCCUGAGAGAGUUGAAAUGGCAUCAAACAGUGAUGUACAUAAUGCCUAUAAUUCACAGUUUGCCUUAACUCCAAAUUUUACAAAUAGCUGUGGUAAACAAACACAGUGUAGUAUGAGCUGUUUUUCUAAGCAAAUGUAUCAGCCAACAGAUCCGGUGUACGGUCGUAAUACUUCCACAAUACCCGUUGAUCAACAGUGUUGUUCACAAGUAGAUCGUUGGAAUGAUCGAUACUCUUUUUAUGUGAAUAAUCACUAUCAGUUUCCUUAUCAUCAACAAAUGCAAAACCUUCAAUUUUCUGCACUACCCUUCCAGAACAGUGCCUCUGUAUCACCGUCUUCCUGUUCAGAUGGUGAUACUGAUUUUGGCGCAACUUCAACAUCCAAUUUACCUAAAUUGUCAGGUCCGAUACAAUUAUGGCAAUUUUUACUGGAGUUGUUGCUAAGUGGAUCUGCUAAAUCAUGUAUCACAUGGACUGGGGAUGGUUGGGAGUUCAAACUGAAUGAUCCAGAUGAAGUUGCACGAAAAUGGGGCAUUCGAAAGAAUAAGCCUAAAAUGAAUUACGAAAAACUUUCAAGAGGCUUACGGUACUAUUAUGACAAAAAUAUAAUCCACAAAACGCCAGGGAAACGUUAUGUUUAUCGUUUUGUAUGCGAUUUAACUUCACUGCUGCAAAUGUCAGCUGAACAAAUACACAACAGAAUGCAUAUCAAAAAAGAAGGUUUUGAGUGUUUUUUACUUUUCUUCUAUAUAAGUUUUACUUCUUUAAUUGUUUGCUGA